This is a messenger RNA of Emys orbicularis (European pond turtle), 717 nucleotides long. RefSeq names its product cell growth regulator with EF-hand domain 1 (gene CGREF1). Gene Ontology annotation, molecular function: calcium ion binding. The record is from RefSeq and is a predicted model, not a curated record. Lineage: Eukaryota; Metazoa; Chordata; Testudines; Emydidae. The transcript has 5 exons. The coding region runs from base 1 to 717 and encodes 238 amino acids.
AUGAGGAGCUUGCUGCUAGUGUCUCUGCUGCUGGCCGUGACUCCUGGCUGGGCCGCGCCCAAGGACAGCGCCAACAGGCCUGAGGACCCUGCUGCGGAGCCUGUUCCCAACCUUCUGCACCCCGAGCCGGAGGAGCUGCGGCUGUUGCAGGGCUACCUGCGGCGCGUCCGGCAGAUGGCACAGGAUCCUGCUCACAUGACGAGGGAGCAGGUGCUCCUCUACCUCUUCGCGCUGCACGACUACGACCGGAGCGGGCAGUUGGACGGGCUGGAGUUCAUGCAGCUGCUGAUGGAGGUGGUAUCCCAGCAGGCCCAGGGGCAGCCUUCUCCUGACGCGGUGAUCGUGGUGGUAGAUGGGAUCCUGGAGACUCAAGACCUGAACGGGGACGGGUUAUUGAACCCCUCGGAGCUCCUGCUGCCCCCAGCCCAGGGCCAGCCUCCCCCGCCAGCCCCGACUGACGCCCCCAACGGAGAAGGGGUUGUGCAGUGGGCACCUGAGGAGCCAGAGCAACCUGCCGCGGCCCUGGAGCUGCCAGGUGCCCAGGGGGCAGCAGGCCCCGGCGUGGAGCUCCCAGAGGCAGCGGGGCCCUUAGCAGAGCAGCCGGAGGCUGAGGGCCUCUUGCUGAGCCGGAUGGGGCCAGAGGCGGCUCAGCCUGAAGAGGAGGCUGCUGGGGAGGCUCCAGGGGCCCAGGCUGGGGCCCCCAAUGCUGAGAUCUAG